AACAACUCGCAUUUUUUUUUUUAAAUACGGUUUUUCAUACUAUAAUCUUUUUCUCUUAUGUGUUGCUUGUUUGGUUUAUAAUAUGGCGAAACGAACCAACAAAACCGACGUCACCUUUUUUUGUCGUGUCCUUUGUUGUGUGUGACGCUGGCGGCGGUAGUUUUUAUGAUGCGCGGCUAUGCGAGGCAUUACGACAAUUCCACACGCGGUAACCAUGGCGACCAGACCAAAACAGGAAGUGUGCUGUCUUGAUGAGGGGCUUCCAGCUACAGUGGAGAGACUUUGCCGCCUCAGCUGCGUGUAAAGUUCCGUGUCCUGUGUUGGUGAGCCAGAGACAAGUCCAGCACAAUGGGGACAUCACUGUCCAGGGCCGCCCAGUGGACCUCCACUGACUCUGAUCACGGCAAGCUGGAGUCCACGCCGAUGAACCAGAGCCUGCUGAACGAGAUCCUUCGCUUUGCGGAGAACUUCAGCUCCAGGAACCCGCAGGAGGCAGAGCUCUUGUUCGAGGAGCCGCUCCAGUGGAGCAGCACUUUAGCCGCCUCUGACUUCACACCAGACUAUGAAAUCAGAGAGGAGGACGUAGUAGAGUCGCAAGAAAAAGACGAGGAGGGACGUCCACUCCUGCUCUUCUCUCCCCCGACUGUUUGUGUCCGCAACUUCCGCCAACUCUCCAAACUGCUCGGUCUGGCAAAUGAGAAGAAACUGCUGGAAGUUCAGGCAUGUGUUGAAGACAACAGAAAUCCUCUGGUGAAGAUUCUCGGUCCCAGCCUGGCCAACAUCCAGAAGAUUGGAAAGACCGACAAAGAUAAAGAGCAACAACAGAGCAGCGAGUCAGAGGGCAAAAUGAAGCUGGUCCGCCUUCUCCAAAGUGCGGACAAGCACAUCCUCCGCAAGUUUAUGAAGGAGAUAUCAGAGAAGGUGGAUCUUAAUCCCACUCCUGUGAAGAAAGAAGUGGAGUAUUUAAAGAAUGUUUGCAGUACUGGGGAGAAUAAGGUGUUGAAGUUGGUUCGAUACACAUCAGACUAUGAAUUUCCAAAUGGAUGCCGCGCCCCCCUGUGGAGACAACUUCAGGGUGAGAUCUGCUACCUGGUGGUUGAGCCUUACGACACGGAGACGCUCUACAUCACCUGCAGCGCCGCUGGAGUCUUCUUCAACAUGGGCAUCAAGCCGGAGGGGGACGAGAUCAACUACGAGCGAACGAGUGAGGUGUUCAAGGACAUAGUUUCCCUGCUGAAGAGCAAAUCUCAGGUCUUUGCUGAGAGCAUGGACUUACAGGAUGCACGGGAAACUGCACGUACAUCAAAGCCUCACGUGGAAUUAGUGGAUGCACAGACGCAACUUUCGCUGAAAAGGGUUGAGAAGAGUGAACCCUCUACUCAAUUGAAGGAUGUCCAGUUGACUCCCAGUGAAGUGGAGGAAAAUAAAGAUGCCGACAAUGACAAGAAGAAACAACAGGGAGCCAAGAGCAAGAAUAAGGCGCAUUUCUCCGAGUCGUCUUAUGCAGACCAGUUGUCCUCAAUGAAAAUCAAGAACCAGAAACAGCAAGCGGACCUUUUCAGUGAGACGUCAUCUGAGAGUGAUCAGAGUUACGAAGAAGAGGAGCAGCCAGUUCGCCGUCAACGGAACACAGACCAGCCCUCAGACUACUGGCAGAUCCAGAAACUGGUCAAGUACCUCAGGGCUGGCGACCAAACGGCCACUCUGCUGACUCUGUACGCCCUGAUGGACUAUGACCUGAAGCAAGAGACGUACCAUCUGGCCAUUCAAGACUCUGGUGGCCUCAAAGUCCUGACUAACAUUCUGCAUUUGGAAGAAGUCAAUCUCCAACUCGGAUCUCUGGGAAUUCUGAGAGAGAUCAGCCUCAACCCGCAAACCCGCCGGGCCAUUGUUGACAACGGUGGACUGCGGAGCAUCGUCAACGCCCUGGACUCGCGAAACAAAGACGUAAAGGCCUUGGCUGCGGAGACUAUUGCAAACUUGACCAGCUUCCGCCGGGCGAGGAGGACUGUCAGGCGGUACAACGGUAUUAGUAAACUUGUGAAGCUGCUGGACUGCAACGCUGAUUUGGCCAACGUGGACCCAAAGCAGGAGAAGGACGUUGAGGUCGCCCGCUUUGGCGUUAUAGCCCUCUGGAGCUGCAGCAAGAGUCCCAAAAACCAAGAAGCCAUCCAUAAGGCGGGGGGCAUCCCUCUGCUGGGACGCUUGCUCAAGUCUCCGCAAAUGAACAUGCUCAUCCCCGUGGUGGGCAUCCUGCAGAACUGUGCCACGGAGGAAAGUUGCCAGGAUGCUAUUCAGACUGAAGGCAUCGUCAAGGAUUUGGUCCAACACCUGGGCAAUGACAACGAUGCACUCCGGAUUCAUUGUGCCAAUGUUAUCUUCAAGUGUGCAGAGAACAAGCGAACCCGCACCUUGGUGAAUGAGCACAAAGGUCUCCAAGCCCUGGUUUCACUUCUGAGCAAGACUGAAAACAAGCAGCUCAUGGCUGCCUCCACAGGAGCCGUCUGGAAGUGUUCCCUCAGCUCGGACAACCUGGAUGUGUUUCAAGAUCAUAAAGUCCUGGAGAUCCUGAUUGGCUUGCUGACUAAUCAACCUGAGGAGGUGCUGGUGAAUGUGGUCGGAGCCUUGGCGGAGUUCGCCCAGAAACCCGCAAACAAAGUCACCAUCCGCAAGUGCGGAGGGCUCAAACCUCUCAUCAAGCUACUCAUCGGCAGGAACGAGCCGCUGUUGGUGAACGUAACCAAGGUAGUGGAGGCCUGUGCUGCGGAUCUGGACAACAUGGUGAUCAUUCAGGAGCUUGACGGAAUCCGCUUGGUGUGGAGCUUGUUGAAAAACCCCAGUCCAGAAGUUCAGUCCAGCGCGGCGUGGGCCCUUUGUCCAUGUAUUGAAAAUGCAAAGGAAGCAGGGGAAAUGGUGAGCUCGCUGAUGGGCGCUAUGGAGCUGGUGAUUGACUUACUGAAGUCCCCUGACGACAAGGUCCUGGCGAGCAUGUGUGCCGUGGUGGCCAGAAUAGCCAAAGACAAGUACAACCUGGCCGUCCUGACGGACUAUGAGGUGGUCUCCCUUCUGGCCAAGCUGACUGACAAUCCUGACGACAUGCUCCGCUGCCACCUGGCUCAGGCCAUCGCCCAGUGCUGCUCCUGGCGCAACAACAGGGCGGCCUUCGGCGAGGCGGGAGUGGUGCCCCCGCUCGUGCUCUACUUGAAGUCCCAAGACAUGAAAGUCCGCCACAGUACAGUGAUGGCCCUGCACCAGUUGUCCAAGGAGUCCAACAACUGCAUCGCCAUGCACGGCGAAGGAGUGGUCAAGCCUCUGAUUCACUUCAUGGGCUCAGAUGAUGAGAAGGUUCGCAACGCAGCUGCUGAUUGUGUGCGCAACAUCCGUGUUCUCUUCCCAGGACAGGCCAGGGCCAAAAAAGCUGCACCAGUCAACUGAAGCACCACCUUGAUCCACAUCCACAUCAAAUGUUCUACUUUCACACCUGGAGUGAGAUAACAAUGAUAGCACCAAGCUCAUGGCCUUUGGGUUUUUCCCUCAAAGUCUUCUCUCUGGGGAAUGAUCUGUAACCCUUAACAAAUAAAGACAUGG
Nerophis lumbriciformis (worm pipefish) is the source of this 3588-nucleotide messenger RNA. RefSeq names its product outer dynein arm docking complex subunit 2 (gene odad2). The record is from RefSeq and is a predicted model, not a curated record. Gene Ontology annotation, molecular function: protein binding. Lineage: Eukaryota; Metazoa; Chordata; Actinopteri; Syngnathiformes; Syngnathidae.